AUGGCAUGUGACAAAGAAGAGAAGUCCCUUGAUUCAACAAGCAAGGGCUCGGAGACUUCCAAAAACUCAGCAUCAUGGGAGAAGACAAACCACCCUCUUUUCCUCCAUCACUCGGAUCAACUGGGAGCUGUUCUUGUCUCACAGCCACUGAUGGAAGACAAUUACAUCAAUUGGGUGCAAUCAAUGACUAUGGAACUCACAAUCAAGAACCAGAAGGGUUUCAUAGAUGGAACGCUCACAAAACCAACACACAAUCUUGAUGAACAAAGGCAGUGGGAACGCUACAAUACUCUUGUUAAAACCUGGCUGCUUGGUACGAUGUCAAAGGAGAUUUCAAGCAGUGUCAUUCACUGCAGAGAUGCAAGAGGUAUGUGGUUAGAACUGAAGGAAUGCUUUUCUCACAGGAACACCGUCUCCUUGUUCCAAAUAGAAAAUGCCUUCCAUGAGUGUGAGCAGGGUACCACUUCUGUCAUGUCAUUUUCCACAAAGCUCAAGGCCUUAUGGGAUGAAAAGAAUGCAUUGUGUGGUUUUACUCGCAAUUGUGAGGCUGCCUCUGAAGUUAAGGCCUACAUCGAAACUCAGAAAACCAUGAAGUUUUUUAUGGGACUUAACGAGAGCUAUGCGCAGACACGGAGCAAUAUUAUUGGCAUGGAUCCCCUUCCUUCUUUGAACAAGGCCUAUGCAGCAGUGUUACGGCAUGAAAAACAGAUAGUAGUGUCCCAAGUGAAGCCGACAGCAUCAUCUGAAGCCUCGGCGUUCUCUGUUAAGAGGCAUGCACGUGAUUUCCAACCGAAAGAAGGAGAAGCCAAGUUUUGCGAAAAGUGCAACAUGACUAACCACAAUACCAAGAACUGUAGAUCACAUCUCAAGUGUACCUAUUGUAAUGGUAAGGGUCACACUCUUGAGUAUUGUCGUAGGCGAAAGAAGAUCAUGGUAGAAGGCCAAAGUAGUUCCAGAGCCAAUCAUGUAGGGUUGCUGAAUGAGAGCAAAGAGGAUGUGCCGACCUUUCCAUUGUCACAAAGUGAAUGCCAACAAGUCAUGGGGCUCUUAAGCAAACUCAAAAUAGCAGCUACUAAGACCAAUGAUGGGCAAUAG
Messenger RNA from Rosa chinensis, 1095 nucleotides. RefSeq lists its product as uncharacterized. The transcript has a single exon. Lineage: Eukaryota; Viridiplantae; Streptophyta; Magnoliopsida; Rosales; Rosaceae. Bases 1 to 1095 code for a protein of 364 amino acids. The record is from RefSeq and is a predicted model, not a curated record.